AUGCCAUGGCCGUCGUUGCUUUCAGACGCGUACAAAACCGUCUACUACGAUCCGCACAGUGGAAAGACGCUGACGGGAAAAGUGGAGUCGACGAAGCUCUCCGGGAGCAGAAUCACCUUCCGAGGGCUGCCGUGCGACUGCGACGGGUUGUCCUGCGGCUGCUGCGCCGGCGUCAACCUGACGUCCUUCAACUUCGACAGACGCGCCUGCUCGAAUUUUACGUUCGUCCCCUCCGACCUUGCCAUCGAAAUGUCGCUGUCGGUGGACGACCGACGGGUCGUCGAGACCUCUCUCUCCGCCAGGAACCCGCCGCCUCUCUGCAUCCCCGUGCCGUAUCUCCCGGUCGUCAGCCUGUGCUUCAAGUUCUACGACGUCCACGUGAGCGAAGACAGCGUCCACGCCUGCUUGGAUCUGCAGACCGAGGUGAUCCGCGCGCCGGUGCUGAUCCUGCACUUCGACUGCCUCAGGAUCGGCAGGGACGGAGUCGCCUGGGUCAAACCCGGAGAAGACGGCGGCUCUCAGAAGCCAGGACCCGACGGCAACGAGGUUUACGACGACGUCGAUUUCGAGCCUCAGGAUCAGGAAUCGAUCUCGAUCUUAUCCUCCACGCCUCCUCCCAGUCCGGAGGAAGAGGCCGCGAUAGGCCAACUCAAGCUGUAA
Molecule: messenger RNA, 660 nt
Organism: Orussus abietinus
Lineage: Eukaryota; Metazoa; Arthropoda; Insecta; Hymenoptera; Orussidae
Exons: 2
Coding region: 1-660 (219 amino acids)
Source: RefSeq, a predicted model, not a curated record